AUUACGUACUAACUGUUUCAAAGCAAAAGUGGUAGAAGUAGAGUACAGUAUUCCGUAGCGUACUUCGAGAAAAUACAAACUUCGUACUAUGAUCGACGUUCGAAAUCUCGUGGUAAGUACCGUACGGUGCGUACUAUCAAGUCAGGUCAGGGGUCAUAAAUUUGACGCCUGUGUACCAAAAAAACAGUACGUGAUGUCUCUUCUGAUAGUACCGGUAAGACCGUUUUCUGAUAAAUUGUUAGUGUUCACAUUUUUCCUUAGUACAAGUACUUCGUAUUACGUACUCAAAUAAGACUACAUAAAAUCAGCUAUGGUUGCAUCAACAAAAUGAAUCUUGCAGGAACAGAAACGUUUGAGAACCCCUCGAUAUAUGCAUUAAGUUGCUUCAMWAACCAUCAGUAGAAAGCGCAUUUCCUUCUAUACCAGCUCAUCUUUCGAUCUCACUUCCUUUUCAUGCUUUGGAGUACUUUUCCCCCUUGAAUUUUUUUCGCUAUCUUUUGAGUCUUCAUCGUUUCCGAUUGCAUUGACAUUGGCUUCUCUUGCAAAUUUGCCAGUCGAGCUCGUAGUCAGCGGUGUAGUUGCUACUGCAUUCUCUGCUCUGCCUCCAUCGCCACCCUCGUCAUCGCCAUUCCAUACAUGUUCCGGUCGGUUAUCAUAGUCAGGUAUUACCAGGGCACUCAUGUCUCUUGGUAGCCGCGAUACGGGAUAAGGGAUACAMGCAGCCGUAUACCAGUUCCGCAAACAUCCCCUAUCAGCGGCGUUUUCUGCUUGUCCGAAUCGGUACACUCCACGGACCCGCUCGUUCGUAGUUUGAGCGAUGGAAAUAAUCAUGCCAUGAAAACACAGGAGACUCGUCAAGGACCAGGCACAGAGUAAUGUAAAGCUUCCAAACAUGAAGGUCAGUUUUUCCGAUAGAAUGACUUUCCAAAGACGCUGGAACGUCGUCAAGUUGGCCGCGAUGGUCCCAUCGUCGUUCAAAACAACAGAAGGCGUAGUUGUGAAGGCUUCUAGCAUAACUUCAAAUGCACAAAGCGUGGUGAGGAUAGUCAUUCCCGAAAUACCAAUUAAAAAGAGAAAGAAGAAUCGAUGAUUGCGUUCUCCGAUGCAAUUUCCUACCCAAGGGCAAUGACUGUAUAUCCAAAGUAAAAACACGGAAGAAAAGUUUAGGAUUGUGAAAGGAAGAAAACCCACARACACAAAAAACGCGACAUCCACAAAGUACACACGCAAACAAAAUGGCGAAGUCGUUUUAUAAACAUACUGAUCGAAUUUGGAAACGCAAACGUUGCAAGAAUUGCAAUGCUUCGACCUCGGUGGUCUAAAGAUGUUGCAAGUGCUGCAAUAACGAUAUCCUAGUGGUCCUCCGAGAGGAACUCCCUCUGGGACGGGUGCUUUCACCGGACUCGAAACGGGUGGGAUGAUACCCGGAUCCAUGAGGGCAGACACCCAUAACAUGAUUAGUGCCAGAGCUCCAAGGACGACGCUCGACCAGUAGAUUGGUUGGACAUGCCAGUGCCACGGCUCCGACAAGAUCCAUCCGGUUCCCGGUACCACGUUGUGUCCAAUUUCUUCCAUGUGUUCCAGUCGCGGAACGACAAUGCAAAAAUGCAACACAUAUCCCAUCACAAUCAACAAAUUCGUAAAGACCAACGAGGGCGCGUCGCUCCCCAGCAUUAGUUUCCCACCGCAGGCAAAGGCGUGAUUACCCAUCCAUCCCUCAGUGGAAGCAAACYUUUCCGCGAGAGUAAACCCACUAAAGUGCUGGCGCGGAGAUUUCUUUCGCGCCCAUCCCGACCGGCCUCCUACCGAUACUAAGAUCCAAUCUCCGGAAACAUCCGUUCCGUGAGAUGGAACAACUGCCGACCUGCGCAAGAGGCCAGUAACGCCAGACGUAACGACCGCGGCAUUGCUAUGAUUGUUGCUAGACGCACCAGGUUUUUUGUGUAGUGCAACAAUGGGAGUAAUGGGAGUUGCGUUGAAACGAUAAUAGCGUUGAACAGUCGGAUUUCUAUCGCUGAAAUAGAGAUCGUAUGGAGCGGGUGGGUGGGUAGGAAUGGGAUGAACAGGGUCGUCGUUGGCGUUGCCGAUGGUAGCAGCUGUGGCGUCGGUAGCCAAAUUUUCUUGUCCUGAAUAGUUUGGAGGAAMAUUCUGCCUCUCUGCACUGCCAUCAACCCUAUUGGUAUUGUUCCCGAGCAAAGAGGUGUUUUCCGAUGCAGAUUCGUUUGUGCGAGCAGCAGACUUUUUGGUGUCGUCGCCAUCCUCGGCAGAGGUCGAAAAAUAACUCUUUAAAUACGAA
Molecule: messenger RNA, 2296 nt
Organism: Pseudo-nitzschia multistriata
Lineage: Eukaryota; Bacillariophyta; Bacillariophyceae; Bacillariales; Bacillariaceae
Source: the annotation of a GenBank genome assembly